Molecule: messenger RNA, 1646 nt
Organism: Centropristis striata (black sea bass)
Lineage: Eukaryota; Metazoa; Chordata; Actinopteri; Perciformes; Serranidae
Exons: 10
Coding region: 17-874 (285 amino acids)
Source: RefSeq, a predicted model, not a curated record
AGCCGAGUCACCCAACAUGAAGUUCGUCCUGCUUGUUGGAGACUCCCACCUUCGGGCCAUCGCCGACGGGUUUGUGGGGAUGCCGGACCGACUGCUGUCCUUUGGCGUCCUGUCCGUCCCUGGGGCGUCGGCAGUUGAGUUGCGUACUGAGGUGCUGAAUGCUGUGCUGCCUCGCGCACCCGAGGCGGUCUGCAUUUUAGCACCCAGUAACGACUUGACUGCCAGCAGGACUGUCACUGAGGCAGGGGUCGCAUUUGGUAAGCUCCUGCUGACUGCCUGUGCUAUCUGGCCCAACGUCUGUGUUCUGGACUUCCCUCCCCGUCUGACCAUGGAGCUGGCCCUGCAGGACCUUCUGCGCCAGGAGUACCACCGUGUGGCUGCACGUAUGGGUGUCAGGUACGUCUCUGCCACCGACCGCUUUCCGCUGACACAACCUGACCUGUGGUGUCCUGACGGUGUCCACCUCAGUGACGACGGGAUGGUGAGGCUUGCAGAGUUGCUGCGGCGGGCCCCUUACCAGCAGCUGCUGGAGUCCGCAGUCCCAAGGGCCCAGACGCCUCCCAGGACGUCGCCUCCUGCCAGACGUGUCUCACCAAAAGUGGUUGUGAAGGGCGUGGUCACCACGCCACGUCCAUCCAGCCCUUUUGAGUGGACAUGUGUUGGGCAGACCAAGAAGAUGGACCAGCCAGCGGAGCCUGCACAGCAUGUGGACGUGGGGGUGCAUCCGAUCCCACUAAAUCCUGUGUGGUUUAGUCCGGCGAUCUUGGAUGUGAUGGAGAAGGCCGUUCCAGCCCACCUUCCCAGUGCUGUGGAGUGCGCAGCUCGUCCGGACGGCAGGAAGGUAAUGUUGAUGCAAAUUUCAUCUUUUCAUUGAGGCGUCUUUAAAAAGUGUCUCCCUCUUCCUGUUUAUAUUGUCUUUGAGCUAAGCCACAAAUAUGGUGUGAAAAAAGUCUGUAUGAUUUUUGUUCCACCAGAAGUUGACCGUGGAGCGCCAGGAGAGACGUGAUGCCUCCAAGAGGACACCGCAGAAGCAGCAGGUGGAGGCACCGGCCGUGGAGGAGUCCUCCAAGCCAGCACCUCGCAGUCCUAGGAGAGCGGUGGUAACUGAGGAGCCUGGUGCGUCUGGCCCUGCCCAGCCACAGGAGUCUACCUUCCAGGAACGUCCAAGCCAGGAUCCUGCCGUCGGUCCGAGCCAUCGCACUCAAUCGGUGAGGGCGUCGCAUUCCCAGAAGGAUAAGAGGGCAGAGACCGGAAGCUGAAGCACCAAGAGGCUAGGACUAGCCUGCGUGCCAACGUAAUGGGCGGGCUGAGUCUAAACCAUGGUGCUGCCCCAACAGUUUUUGCCCAAUCAGAAAGUUGCACAUUCAUAUUAUAAAACUCUGUGUAAAAGUAAGUUAGGCAUCCUUUUCUGGGAGGUGGUUACAACUAACCUGUGAUUUCUGAACAGAGAUGGUCGAUGUACAUCAUUUACUCUUUCAUUAUUGUCUUAAAUAAAUAGUCAAAAGGAUUUUACUCUCCUCUCAUCUGUUCUGCAAAAAAACGAACUCUAACAGUGUGCAUGAACUCUUCAAGAAAACAAACACACAAUCCUCUAUCAAGUAUGUCAUCACAAUCAUCCGGCAGUAGUCCCGUGGCACUCCAAAAUU